UCUGUAGUUGGACACGACACGAUUGAGCAAUAGAAGCUGCUCCUAGUGGCUCACAGGGGAAUAAAAUUUGUGCAAAAGUUUUUAACACUCCACACUCAGAGUAUCAAUAUUCUAUCCUCUAAUUUCUCGCUUGAAUGGAGACAGCUAAGGUAGCACUUGUGGUUGGGGUCACUGGCAUGGCCGGCUUAAGCAUAGCCGAAGCCUUGAAGAGCCCCACCGCCCUCGGUGGUCCAUGGAAAGUCAUCGGCGCCGCUCGGCGUCCGUUGCCAAACUGGUUUCCAACUUCCAUAUUAGACGGCUUCAUCACCUUCGACGCCACACGUUACGAGGACACGCUUCAAAAACUCUCCUCCGUAUCCAACCAAGUUUCACAUGUCUUUUGGGUUGCCUUACAAGUCCGCGAAAACGAAGAAGCUAACAUCACCGUCAACACCACCAUGCUAGCCAACGUUGUUAACGUCCUCAAAUCGGCUGAUGAUCAGGCUUCUCCUUCGCCACUCACUCAUAUUACACUCCAAACGGGUACGAAACACUACAUGGGUCCCAUAUUCGACCCGACCCAUUCAUCCCAACUCAUCCCUCACGAUCCACCGUUCCGCGAAGACAGCCAUCGCCUUCCUUACCCGAACUUCUACUACGCGCUUGAAGAUCUAGUUGCAUCCUGCCCGCCGUCCGUUACGUAUUCGGUGCACCGGUCUUCUAUCAUUAUAGGCGCGUCGUCGAGGAGUUUCUUCAACGCUUUAUUGACGCUGUCGGUUUACGCGGUCAUAUGUAAACAUGAAGGCUUGAAGUUUCGGUUUCCUGGGACGCGCUACACGUGGGAGCAUUUCUGCGACAUGUCGGACGCGCGUGUGCUGGCUGAGCAGCAAAUAUGGGCGGCGGUGACGCCCGUUGCGAAGAACCAGGCAUUUAACUGCACAAACGGUGAUAUUUUUACGUGGAGAAGUGUUUGGGAAGUACUAUGCCACGUUUUUGGUCUUGAAUUCGUGGCGUUUGAUGAGACCGACGUGUUUGAUUUGGUCGAGCUGAUGAAGGAAAGAAGUAGAGUAUGGGACCAUAUUGUACAAAAAUAUGGACUUGAGGAAACAAAGUUGGAGGAGAUUACUUGUGCUGCUGCGCUUAAUCAUGUAUUGCAUUUUGGAUUCCAACAUGUUUGUAGCAUGAAUAAGAGUAGGGAAUUUGGGUUUUUUGGUCAUGUUGAUACCCUUAAGAGUUUUGGGUUUUGGGUGGAGAGACUCAGGAAGAUGAAAAUUUUACCUCCAUGAAAGGCUUUGCUAAGAGAUUGCAACUCUUCAUUUUAGGGUCCUUUACUGAUUUUGUAAUUAGGAUGGGAUAUCCCCUUUUUUACUACUGUAUUUUGAUUUCUGGGUUUUGACUUUUGGGGCUGUUAGGUUGUCCACAUGCCUGUAAACUUUGAAUUUGCAAAUAAAAUCCCAUCUUUUUUUCUUUUC
This is a messenger RNA of Ziziphus jujuba (common jujube), 1451 nucleotides long. Its product is annotated as 3-oxo-Delta(4,5)-steroid 5-beta-reductase. The coding region runs from base 135 to 1265 and encodes 376 amino acids. The record is from RefSeq and is a predicted model, not a curated record. The transcript has a single exon. NCBI's taxonomy places the organism in Eukaryota, Viridiplantae, Streptophyta, Magnoliopsida, Rosales, Rhamnaceae.